Messenger RNA from Artibeus jamaicensis (Jamaican fruit-eating bat), 2164 nucleotides. RefSeq names its product C-type lectin domain containing 5A (gene CLEC5A). Gene Ontology annotation, biological process: innate immune response. Bases 165 to 707 code for a protein of 180 amino acids. NCBI's taxonomy places the organism in Eukaryota, Metazoa, Chordata, Mammalia, Chiroptera, Phyllostomidae. Gene Ontology annotation, molecular function: virus receptor activity. The record is from RefSeq and is a predicted model, not a curated record. The transcript has 6 exons.
GACAGACUGUGAAGAAGGAAGGACAUUGCCUGAGCAGAAGGAAUGUAUUCUCAGGAAAAGGGACCUCUGCCCACUGUGCCAGGAAUAACACCACCGGGAAGAUCCCUACCUGCCAACAAGCUCAGCCUCCCAGGAGGGGAACACGCCUCCUCAGCUCCUUCAUCAUGAACUGGCACAUGACCAUCUCUGUGCUCAUCGUGGUGGCGCUUAAAGUUGCCGGAAUGACCUUAUUUCUGCUUUAUUUCCCACAGAUUUUUGGGAACAGUAACAUCAGCUUCACUCCCACAGAGAGCUCUGGAGCAGGUAAAGAGCAGAGUUACUACCUCCUCUCCACCCCCAGGUUCUCAGUCUGCCCCAGGAGGUGGGAUUUUCAUCAAGGAAGAUGUUUUUUCUUGUCCACGUCUGAAAUGUCCUGGGAUGAAAGUAGGGCCAUUUGUGAAGAAGAAGGAUCGACUUUGGCCAUUGUCAACACACCAGAGAAACUGAAGUUUCUCCAGAACAUAACUGGAGCUGAGAAGUAUUUUAUUGGCUUACAAUACCAGCAAGCAGAGAAAAGGUGGCGUUGGAUCAACAACUCCAUUUUCAACGGCAAUGUCACCAAUCAGCUUCCAAGUUUCAACUGUGUGACCAUGGGCCUAACAAAGACAUUUGAUGCUGCAUUGUGUGACACCCAACACCGGUGGAUCUGUGACAAGCCCACCAAAUGACUGUUCUCUGUGGUCUCUGACAAGAACAAGAAAUACACCUAUGAGGACAGCAGAAGAAAAUACCAAACAUCAAAUUACUGUGCUGUCUCCCACAGGUUAUGGGCAGAGCUUCCUAAUGAAUCCUCAGAGUGGACGCACAGGCCCUUCCACAAAUUAACUUGCAUAGACACAGCUGAGGUGCACUCCCGACUCUGACCCAGCAAUUCCUCAAGAUCCCAUUUCCUGGGACAGUCACACCUGUGAUUCUUUUUGGACCCGAACGGGUCAUUGAGUCAAAGCCCCCUUCAUCCAUCUGUAAACUGGAACAGGUCCUGGACUGUUGGUGGGGGGAAUGGGCUUCUGAACUCCACCUUGGGGGAUUGGAGACCAGCCAUAUCCAGGGAAGAGGGUCGGUUUUAUAGGGGCACCUCAGGUGGUAUUAAGUCGGGUGUGUUUCUAUAGAACUGAGCAUCUCUGAUGAGUCAACAGUGUUUCUCCUGCUACCUCUGUGACCUCAUCUGUUCCCAAGAGGCCCCUGUCCCAUGACCCCAGCCCACCCUAGGUGGGACAGCACAGGCCCUCCUCAGCCUGAAUUGAGGCCAGAGCUGGGGAAGGGCUCCUAGAGCCAGGCUUGGAGCAGAGAAAGCACUGUUCCAGGGGAGAAGAAGGGGUCCAGGCAGGCAGGAAUCUGCUAGGAAACUCCUUUUAAGACAACCAGUGGCCAAGAUGACUGAAUUCCUGUUCUCUAGCAAAGUCCUAAGAGAGAUUCAAGCUAAAAACCUUCUUGGUCUUGACCUGAAUGUUCACUUUAACAGAUUAUAUUUGAUUAUAUCUGAUUAUAACAUAUUCUAUUUGUUAUAUCCUAUUUGAUCCUAUUUCUUGUGUAUAUUUUAAGAAACUGGGAUCAUCUCUUAGGCCUUAGUGAUCACAUAUUCCUCCUUGCAGUUCCGUAGAGACUCGGCUAUCGGGGACAGCCUACUGAUCCAAAGACACCACGGCCAUGCACUGGUUGGCAUCACCCUGGCCCUGGACAGGUCCAGCUGAUCAAGAAGUAGAAAAAGUGGAGGGAUAGGCCCUGGCUGGUGUAGCUCAGUGGAUUGAGUGUGGGUCUUCAAACAAAGGGUCACCGGUUCAAUUCCCAGUCAGAGCAUAUGGCUAGGUUGCAGGCCAGUGGUAUGCAAGAUGGGGGGCAUGCAAGAUGCAACCACACAUUGAUGUUUCUUUCCCUCUCUUUCUCCUUCCCUUCCCCUCUCUCUAAAAAUAAAUAAAUUAAAUCUUUAAAACAGAAAAAGGGGAGGGAUGCUCAAGAAAACAUUGGAUAGAGGCAAGGAGUGGGCAUUUGGGGAAAAGGGACACCAGGGACAAAUGGAAAUCAUAUGGGAAAAAAACAAUGAGUUCACUUGGCAAGACAGGAAGGAAGGCAAGAAAGAGGCAGAAGAGUUGUAGGGCAUCCUCUCUCUUCUCCAUACUCGAAAGAU